AUGCCCAUCGAUAUUUCGAAUGCGCCAGCCAGCACUGAUGCCAGCAAUUUGGAACUGGCAACCAGGGAGCACCUUGGUCACGUUUCCCUGACCAUCAAAUGCUACCCCCAAGCUGCCGGGCUGGAAUACCACGCUGCACGCAUCCCGACUGCUCUGGAAUGCCGUCCCUUGGCGGAAAUCGUGCCGCUUGCGCCCAAAACGCCCGCCGCCAGCCAUCGCUGUGGGCCACUCUCAACAGUGACUGUGUCCACAAACCUGGAGGCCUCCAGAGUAGGGCCUGAACUUAUGUCGGGCGUGUCCCCCUACAGGGGGAUUUUCGACGAAAAAUAA
Molecule: messenger RNA, 330 nt
Organism: Prorocentrum cordatum
Lineage: Eukaryota; Dinophyceae; Prorocentrales; Prorocentraceae
Source: the annotation of a GenBank genome assembly